GACCGGAAAUGAAGAGGGGAAGUUCCUGUUGGCCCGAGCCCUUCAGCGGGUGUGAGAGUCCGUCAGGAUCCUCCCGCGGAGCCGGAGCCGGAAUCGGAGUCCGAGCCGGAGCCGGGGCUGCCGCCGGGUACGUACAUCAGGAAGAUCCUCAAGAGUGACUGAUUUAUGAAAUGGCAGAGAAUGGAAAAAAUUGUGAACAGAGACUUACAGGGAUGAACAAGGAACAGCACAAUGGAAACUUCACAGACCCCUCUUCACUGAAUGAAAAGAAGAGACGAGAUCGAGAAGAAAGGCAGAAUAUUGUCCUGUGGAGGCAGCCACUCAUUACCUUGCAGUAUUUUUUUCUGGAAAUCCUAAUAAACUUGAAGGAAUGGACCGUAAAAUUGUGGCAUCGUCGAAGCAUUGUGGUGUCUUUUUUACUACUGCUUGCUGUGCUUACAGCUACGUAUUAUAUUGAAGGAACACAUCAACAGUAUGUGAGAUAUAUGGAGAAAAAGAUUCUUUGGUGUGCCUACUGGGUAGGCUUAGGAAUUCUGUCAUCUGUUGGGCUUGGAACAGGUCUACAUACUUUUCUGCUUUAUCUGGGCCCACAUAUAGCUUCAGUUACACUAGCUGCUUAUGAAUGCAACUCAGUUAAUUUCCCAGAGCCACCGUAUCCUGAUCAGAUUAUUUGUCCAGAUGAAGAGGGUAUUGAAGGAUCUAUUUCUUUAUGGACCAUCAUGUCAAAAGUUAGGCUUGAAGCCUGCAUGUGGGGAGCUGGCACAGCCAUUGGAGAGCUACCACCUUAUUUCAUGGCCAGGGCAGCUCGGCUGUCAGGUUCUGAACCUGAUGAUGAGGAGUAUCAGGAAUUUGAAGAGAUGCUGGAACAUGCAGAUUCUGCACAAGACUUCGCAUCUCGGGCUAAAUUAGCAGUUCAGAACAUGGUACAGAAGGUUGGAUUUUUUGGAAUUUUGGCCUGUGCUUCAAUUCCAAACCCUCUGUUUGAUCUGGCAGGAAUAACAUGUGGACACUUCCUUGUUCCCUUUUGGACCUUCUUUGGUGCAACCCUUAUUGGGAAAGCAGUAGUGAAGAUGCACAUCCAGAAACUCUUCGUUAUUGUAACUUUCAGCAAACACAUAGUAGAACAGAUGGUGGCUCUCAUUGGGGCUGUCCCCAGUAUAGGUCCUUCCCUGCAGAAACCUUUCCAAGAAUACUUGGAGGCUCAGCGGCAGAAGCUUCACCACAAGACAGAGGAGGGUAUGCCACAGGGGGAAAACUGGUUGUCCUGGAUGUUUGAAAAGCUAGUUAUUGUCAUGGUGUGCUACUUCAUCCUGUCUAUCAUCAAUUCUAUGGCACAAAGUUAUGCGAAGCGAAUCCAGCAACAAAUGUACUCAGAGGAAAAAACUAAAUGAGUCCGAGAGAUAUCAUUUAACAUGCCCAUUCACAGAAACUAUAAUUGAUAGAGUCUACCUAAAUUGGCAUUAUUGUAAACAGGGAAAUGGAAAAAAGAAAUCAAUCCUUUUCCAAACAAAUAAUUUUUUUUCUAGGGGGGGGGGUGAAGAAAAAUUUUGUUUUUGAAAGUAAUUAGUCCAUACCUUUCAUUGACAGACUUUUAUGUAAAGGUAAGGUAUAUAGUUUCUUCUAAUUUAGUCUGAGUUGGAUGGUGUGUGGCAUUUAAUUUCAUUUUAAGUUACUUCCAAAAUUAAUGCACAACAGUACAAUUAGAGACUUUAAGCCACCUCCUUCAAAAAAAAAUUUUUUUUCUUUAAGUAUAUCAAGUUUAUUUGGCUUGGCAUAAGUGGACAUUUUCUUUUUCUAAAUCAUCAAAAUGUAUAUAAAUGAUAAUAGAUUGGGUAACAGUCAUGCAUGUCUAUCAUGGUGAUAUUUAAUAUUCCAUCCUGCCCAGCCCUCCUUCCUCACCCACCCAGGAAAAAAAAAAAUGUCAUUUUAUGAUGCAUUGCACACCUCUGGGGUGCCUUUUACAUUUUAAGACAGUGUAAGCAAAAUCUGGCUGGUGCCUCAUAAAUAAGCAGGCACCAUUUUUUAUUCUGUAUAUUUAGAAUGAAGUCACCAAAAAAAAAAAAAACCUUUAUAAAGUCAUCUUUGAUCAUUCCA
Dromiciops gliroides (monito del monte) is the source of this 2094-nucleotide messenger RNA. RefSeq names its product vacuole membrane protein 1 (gene VMP1). The transcript has 12 exons. Bases 171 to 1391 code for a protein of 406 amino acids. Gene Ontology annotation, biological process: Golgi organization; autophagy. Lineage: Eukaryota; Metazoa; Chordata; Mammalia; Microbiotheria; Microbiotheriidae. The record is from RefSeq and is a predicted model, not a curated record. Gene Ontology annotation, cellular component: endomembrane system; membrane; endoplasmic reticulum.